This is a messenger RNA of Kockovaella imperatae, 810 nucleotides long. RefSeq lists its product as hypothetical. Bases 195 to 722 code for a protein of 175 amino acids. The record is from RefSeq and is a predicted model, not a curated record. Lineage: Eukaryota; Fungi; Basidiomycota; Tremellomycetes; Tremellales; Cuniculitremaceae. The transcript has 6 exons.
GCCUCCUUCGGGGCCAGGACACGUCUACGGACGCAACGAGCAGAGCGGCACGACUGCUAUUCACUGCGUUGGGCAUGAUGCGAAUUGGGAGCCGGUAUUCAGCGAGGUUCCUCUGCCUGUAACUUCAGGUGGAACUAUAGUUUCGCGAUCCGGGUAUCGUGACGAUUACCGGCGAGACGCGGGACCCGGUUUUGAUGGCGAGCCCGAGUUUGCAUCGACCUCGAUCACAAAAUCGGAGGAACUCGCUGGCAGGGCAGCCGGGUCGGGACGAAUGGCAGAAUUCCAUGCCGGCCUCACACCAAGACGAUCGAUUCGAUGAAAGACCUUACACUGAUCAGUCUCGAGCAGAUACACAUGAGUCCCGUCAAAGGCGAGGCAUCAUGAAGGCGACUAAACGACGACGUCAGCAGUAUUCAGACAACUCAGACGACUCAGGCGCCCGGCCUUCUCAAGUUCGAGGUGCAAACGUCCGCUUCACUGAUGAUGAAUCGAUGGGCAAUUCUUACGUGACUGACUCAUAUUCGGGGGGCUGCAUGCCACCCGGACCUUCGGGUCAGCCCUUGCGAGAUAUUCCGCACGAGGAGAUCACCGCGGCAAUGCAUAACUUGGGCAUGUCAAGCGAAGGUUAUCACCAGCCCUCUGUAAGAGAUCGCCAACAACCAGGGAGGUUGGUAACAAUCGUUCGGCUUGGGGUGAGAGACGAUCAACUGAAAGGGGCAUAAGCGGAUCAAACUUAGACACGUCCAAACUAUCCAAAUCGUUCAAAUCAUUUUUCUGAUUACUUCUCAAUCCACUUUCACCCUCUACACA